Messenger RNA from Arctia plantaginis, 6204 nucleotides. Lineage: Eukaryota; Metazoa; Arthropoda; Insecta; Lepidoptera; Erebidae. The record is from the annotation of a GenBank genome assembly.
AUGGAUAGUAUUGUUAAGGAGUUAAGUAUAAGUAAUAAAAAUAUAAUUCCAACUGCCUGGCCUGACCUAUUCACGGUCGUAGUCCACACAAGUUGGUUAAAAAAAUGGUUAAAAAACGUUGAUGUUGAAAACACAUUGAAUAAUGCAGAUUUCACAUUACAACCUGGUGAAAGUGUGCCUUAUCCUUGGCGUAAAAUAUUUAUAAGGGUACUAAAUAAAAAGGUAUCCAAGGUGCUUCCUCUACCUCGUUACAAGCUCAACGAAAACAACAAUGAGACACCUCUUACAUUUUCUCAGCUUCUGCAAUAUGUCUCUCAAAGUAACCAUAGAAGUUUAUGGAAGGAAUCUUAUAAGAAAUAUUGUCAAAACAAUGAUAAUAACAAGGAAAGUACCAUAGUAAAUUUACUAGAACAUGAUCAGUUGGUGUCUGAAGUGUUGCUGCGUAUUUAUGGAUGUAAUAUAAUUAGAAUCAAGGGUGAUGGAGCAGGAAAACCCUUAGAUGUGAUACCUAAUAAGAAUAUAUUAAAAAUAUAUGAAACUCAUGGUAAUUUAUUAUCAGCAUUGUUUACCUUAGAAACAGACAGUAACUUCUUUAUAAUAUACUCGAGGCAUUUUGAAAAUACAUUAUUAGAUUGUUUAAAUUUCAGUCCAAAUUUAAUAGAUAUGAAUUACUGCCGAGGUUUAUUCCUACUAUAUCAGUUACUGAAUCUAUCAAAAGCAAUGAGUGAUAGAGGCUUAAGCUUGGGCAUGCUGACAUUACAAGAUAUUUAUUUGUCAGAAAAUUUGUGGCUCCAAGUGAUACCUUUAAUAACAAAUAAUGUACACUGCUUAGAUGCCUCACUGAUAUUUGAACAGAAUAGAUCUAGGGCUGCUUCCACAACAAAUACACAAGUUAAGAGAGGAGAGGAGUGUUCGAGAAAGAAUGUAGUUGAACUAGAGAAGCUGUGUAUGUUGUGGACAAGAGGCAGGAUAUCCAACUUGGACUACCUUUUGCACUUGAAUAUGCUCACAGGCAGAAGUAACAAUGAUCCACAAGCGCAUUUCAUGGUACCAUGGGUUACGGAUUUCUCAUACCGCUGUGGCCGAAACUGGCGUGACUUAAGUAAAUCAAAGUACCGUCUAAACAAAGGAGACAGACAAUUGGAUAUGACGUAUGACGUCAGUAGUAGCAAUGAUCAGACACCGCAUCAUGUGUCUGACGCACUGUCAGAUAUUACUUGUUACGUGUACCUGGCCAGACGAAUGCCUAAAGAAGUUCUCUGUAAGUAUGUCCGAAACAAGUGGGUACCUGCGGAGUAUCCGGCUUCAAUACAGCGGAUGCAAGAGUGGACGCCAGAUGAAUGCAUACCUGAGUUCUACACUGAUCCUACAGUUUUCAAAAGUAUACACGAAGACUUGCCUGACCUAGGAAUACCUUCAUGGGCGACAUGCGUCGAAGAUUUUAUUACUAAACAUAGAGAGGCGCUAGAAAGCAGUCAUGUUUCUGAUAAUCUACACCAUUGGAUAGAUAUAACUUUUGGAUACAAGCUAUCAGGCUCGGCAUCUAUAAAAGCAAAAAACGUAUGCCUCUCUUUGGUCGAUGGACACACUAAAAUACGACGCGGUGGCCCUGUCCAGUUAUUCACGGCACCGCAUCCGCCUCGGUCAGCUCGGGCGUUACCACCUUCGCCACCUAGACUACACUGGACGGCGCCUAAAGAUGCUAAAAAAUCCAUAAAAAAUGAUAGCUCAGAAGAAAUAUCAGAUGAAGAAGAGGAGUCUACAAGCCUUCCUCAACACGUUUCACGAUUAAGCGUACCACCUCAAAGAGUUAGAUCCCGGCAUAAGAGUAGCAGUAGAACUCGUUCAUUGUCAAAAGGCUUAGGUGCUGAAGAUGUACAACCUUCUUCUAGUGAAGGGAGGGCACCUUCCGUUCCACGACACUACAGAGUCCAAAGAUCAGAAUUAGGCAAAGGCGUCAUAUACCUCCCAAAAGAAUUCAAUCCAGUAGCAUCCAUUCAAGCUUUAGAAGCCUUAGACAAUUUCCGUACCAAAUGUUUCUUUAGCAAAGCAGCUGAUAGAGAAAAAUACAAAGAAAAUGUUUCUACACUCAAUUUAUACCCCGUUCAACAGGAAAUCAAAGACAACAUAUCUAAAGAAGUAUCAGACGAAACAGCUUUCACUAAUCACAUGUUCUUAGCAUCAUACGAUCAGAGUUACUUAAAGAAAUUCACCCAAGAUGUACAUUUAGAAACUGUAUUAAAAGAGAGAAAGAACAGAUCUUUCAAUAAUAGAUAUACUACUGAUGCUUCGGUUUAUAACCAAUUCGUAACAGAGAGUCGAAGGCAAGACAUGCUAGUAAUAGGAUGUUUGAUAGUAGAAAUAUUUUUGCAUACAUACAUGCGACCGUUAAGAAUGGCCAAUGGAAAUUUCUUAGAAAGAUACAAUAACUGUAGAAUAGUAUUAAAACAUAAUUUUAACAUUUUGCCGAAAAGUGUAGGCUACAUAGCUUCCUUGCUUCUAAAUGUUCAACCACCAAGCUUGAGUGCGAAAUAUGAACUAAGUCCUAAGAAGGAAGAGCACGUGAAAAAGAUUGUAGUGACGGACAAGGGUCUGCCUGCACCCACACCUGCGCAAUUACUGCAACCUUUAUUGAUGCAGCAUUUGAUACCAUUUCCCCCAAGGUUUAAUAUAUUAUAUAAAUUGUUGAAUACUUUACACGAGUAUGAACUAACAAGCAAUGAGCUCAACAUACUUUACAUGUACGAAUGCGAUGGAAUACAAUGUGAAAAGUACCAAAACGUAGACAAAACUAAGUUAUAUUUCAGUCAAAAGAUAGCUGAAGGCAAAAUCCAAGCUUGCGUUACUCAUUUAGACGUAUUACUGAAUCAAGUCAAUUGUUACAAUCAGUUCGACGUUUUGGAUAUUUUUUUAUCACAUUAUAUAGAGUUACUUUGUUGUAAAGAUACUUCAGUAUUAGCCGCUUGGUACUUAUUCGACACUGUUAGUAAAGCCCUCGGUCCAGAUCAGACGAAAAAGAAACUACUUAAACAUAUACUGAAUCUUUAUGACGACGACGACUUUGCUAUCGAUAAACCAGAUCAACACAAACUAACAGAUAUAGAUUCUCUAACUGUUACCAAUGUAACCAACAAACAGAAGUUCGUUAAACUAUACCAUAAUAUAUUUUUACUACAGUUAAUGGUUAGACUUGAUCUCCAAUGUUUCUUGGACAACUUUACUCAGCAUUUAGUCGAAGCUGUUGGUGGCUACAAAGAUACAACUGCAGAAGUCGGUUCCCCUGGCCACUUGUGUCAUAAUAAAGCUUUAUUAAACAAGAAGCCACGAUAUUCCGACGAUAAUGUGAAAAAUGCUUUGUCAAGUAAUACAGACAUAUUUUCUCCUGAUACGUCUUAUGGGUCUGAGCAUGUAACUACUCCAAUUGUUGAGAAAACCAGCAGCGAAGUAAAAGAAAGAGACAUUGAUAAUAGAAGCGAAAACGAAUUGUUUCAUUUCGAAACAGAUAAAGAUAGACUGCCUAGUCGUAGUAGCCGAAGCAAGUCACCUGCAGAAUCUAUAGACUCGUACUCGUCUAGUACCGUGCAAGAUAAUAAUUUACAUACACCUUCACCUUCCAAGGAUCACGUAUCACCGAUAUCGACAAAACAUUUCAUAUUGCACCACACAAUUCAAAAGGAAAUCAACGUCGUAAUACAUAGGGAAGAGAAUCAAGAACCACACGAUACAAAAGUACCGGUGUCUCCUGUAAUAGAAAUACCGACUAAACCAAUGUUUACGAGCUACCUACAUUUCGCAGAAGAUAACACUGAAGAUGAAGAAGUUAAGAAAAAAUCACACGAAAGACAUAGUUUGGAAUUUAACACAGAAGUUCAGUAUGCAAAUCCCAUGAGUAUUAAUGAAGAAGAUUCUUUUGGAUGCAAAGAUUCGAGUUCUGCUAAGAUAUCUGAUAUGAGCUCUGAAAGUUUAAUAUGGUUAGCGCAUAGAUUAGGCCCCGUACUUACUUGUAGAUAUAUUACUAGGAAUUUGCUCAAAAUGCUGACCUUGUGUUAUAUUGGGAAGGAUAAUUUGGCUCCGUGUGAAAGUGAAGAAAAGGACGAAUUUGAUGAGAUCUCUAUCGUAAAUAGUAAAGUGGUAGGUGAUAAGAAUGCUAUGAAGGUUAUUAAGUGCCUCACUUCUAUAGUUGCAAUGUACGGCGAACAAUUAAUAAUAUUCCAAUACCUACCUCACAUGGGUGAACUGAUCGCUUCGUGCCGCCGUCGCUUGUCCGCGCCGUUGGAGGGCGGUGUGGUCGCUUGCUUACAACUCGUCAAAUACCUCGUACCCUUCAUGUCGGAUGUCAAAGUUAUGGAGCAAUUACAGGAUACGUUUUUGAAGACAAUUCUUCAGCCAGCUCUUCGCCUGGCUUCUACGGCUCGAUGUUCAUACCCCAGCGGUGCAGCAGCUCGUUCAUCUCUCACAAGGAAACUGUUGGAUGCCCUUCACGCUCUCGCCUUACGUAUCGGUAAAGAGAUGACCAGGCGACAUCUGUGCGUGCCGGCUCUGCAGAGAUUUUUCCUGGCGUUUGAUAAGGCCACAGGCAAGAUAGACAACUGGCCGAAACAAGAUGAAAGUACACAAGAAAAGUUAUCCGAACAAGAAUCAAAUGAAGCUAAGCUGGAAGGGUUCCUGGAAAUCUGUCGGGAUGGCACGACUGCUGAGUGGAAGGUCCAGGACGGUAGGGUGGUGCGGACGGACCUGCCCGACUUGGCCUGUACGCCUCCUGAUGUCGAACCUCCACAGGACGCGGCUAGAUUGACAGCUCAAGAAGAACUUCUAAUGGUUUUCGACGAGGAGUUAGCUUUUAAAGCUUACACUACAUUUGCGAAGUUCAUAGGAGCAGAUACCAUGGAGCGCUGUCUAAAGAACAUGGAUACCAUAAGAAUGUUAUGUCAGAAUUAUGAACAGAACCAUUCUGUAAGCUCGCCUCUACAAAUCAGCCCCGACAAACGAUUCCAAACAUCAUUCAGCGAUGAACCACUGAGCCGGAAAGACGUCACGACUAAACCGGACAUUGUCAUGGACCAUAUAUCUAGUUCCAACAGCUUUGGCUCCAACGUCACGCUGGUUGGUAACAGGAUAGAUGUCGCUAGCGAUGCAUGCGAUGUCGGACACGCUGCGCAGGGUAACGGGUUCGAUGCGGUCGCUUAUAAAAUGGAUAAUGGUGUUAAAAGUAAUAGACAUUUACGCGGCGACUGGCUGAUUUACUGGGAGCAUGAAAUCGGUCGGCCCGAUAAGGAAACACGUUUCAACCUUAAACAGAUAAAAUUGCAAACGUUUGCUGGCCACACACACACUGUCAAGAGUAUUCACUGUCUCGAUAAUGAGAACAGUUUCAUGAGCGGCUCCAAAGACAAGACUGUACGCUUGUGGUCCUUGAGGAACCAAGGCGACGGCAAUACAAUGUCACAAUGCAACUGGUCAUACACGGGCCAUAAGAAAGGCGUGCUAUCGCUCACGUUCCUAGAAUCGCUCCGCUUGGCUGUGUCUACUGACUCCGUCGUACAUAUCUGGGAUCCAUUUAUGGAAAGUGUUGUUUCUCAGUUGGACAAUAUAAAGUCACCAGUGAGCAUUGUCCGGACAUUAGCAGGCCCUUCAGCGGCCAUCUUAGCGGCUACUACAGACGCCACGUUAAGGAUUAUUGACGCGAGGGCGCCACAAAACUCAUAUGAACUUAAGUUGCCGAUGAGCGCGACGACGUUCAUCCGCUGCAUGUGCGUGUGUUCGAGCGGGGGCUGGGCGGCGUGCGGGCUGGCCAGCGGACACGUGGCCGUGCUCGACCUGCGCACCGGCCUCACGCUCGCCACCUGGAGGGCUCACGAUGGAGAGGUGCUUCGCCUGGCGACGGUUGACGAACACCGAUUAUUGAGUUCGGGGUUGGAUCAAGUUACGGCGCUUUGGAGACCAGAUGACGGCGAACUUAUAGCACACUUGAAAGGCAGCACAGAGCCUGUCCACUGUCUCGCUGUGUACUACAACGAGCUAAUAUCAGGGACAACAAACAACCGCAUUGGAGUGCACACUUCCUUAGACCAGGAUGCCUCGUUCUCAAGCACCAAGCUUCGUUCAGACACCUUCAAAGGAGUUCUAACUUGUAUGUCAGUGUUACCAUUAAAUAGAUUACUUUUAUUAGGUAGUGAUAACGGUAGUAUUAGUCUGCUUUGCUGA